Molecule: messenger RNA, 2769 nt
Organism: Mytilinidion resinicola
Lineage: Eukaryota; Fungi; Ascomycota; Dothideomycetes; Mytilinidiales; Mytilinidiaceae
Exons: 4
Coding region: 1-2769 (922 amino acids)
Molecular function (GO): protein binding
Source: RefSeq, a predicted model, not a curated record
AUGAGCUGCGGCCAGCAAUCUGGCUGCAACCCCGCCCGCCUUCUCAGCUUCCUCGAGCUGAAAGAUAGGCUGCAACACUCUCUACAACAUCAAACUGGCCUCGUGGCUGUGUGCUUUUACGAGUGUGCCGCUGUCGACUUGUCCCCAGGCCCACACCACUUCUCUACGCUUUGCAGCAUAGAUGGUCUUUCAGCGGCCGCUAGCGUUGCCGCUAUCAUCGACAUAUCUGCCAAAGUCGCCUCGCUCUGCUUCCAGUACUCAGUCGCCGUCAAGGAUGCAAAAAAAGACAUUGAAUGCCUGCAAAGGAAAGUUACUGACAUCACGGGCCUUGUUGAAAAGAUCAAGCAGCUAUCGGACGGACGAGACAAAGCACGGCUUUCCAACACUCACGGGUUGUCUGACUCGCUCAAGGGAUGUCUUCAGAUGCUGAAAGAGUUGAAGGAAAAGCUAGAGCCGGGGAAGGGUCACAAGGCCAUGAGCCGGUUCGGACUGCGGGCUCUGAAGUGGCCUUUUACGAGUAAGCAGGUAGAAAAUAUCGUUUCUGGACUAGAAAGAUACGAGCAGAUCCUUGCCCUAGCGCUCCAAGUUGAUCAGACCAUUCAUCAGAAGCUCGACUUGGCCAAACUACCCAUAGCUAAAGGAGCAUCUUUCGACUCGCACAUGGAUGAGCACAAUGCAAGGUGCCUCGCAAAUACUAGAGUGGAGCUGCAGCGUCAGAUUGCGGAAUGGGUUGAGGAUAGCAACGGCAAACCGAUCUUUUGGCUAAAUGGCAUGGCUGGCACCGGAAAGUCCACAAUUGCACGGACUGUUGCGAAGACAUUUGCCAAACAAGACAAGCUAGGAGCAAGCUUUUUCUUCAAGAAAGGCGAGGGGGAGCGCGGCAAUGCCACACGAUUCUUCACCACCAUCGCCACAGACCUAGUGGCCCGUGUACCUGGUAUGAUAGUAGGCAUAAGGAAAGCACUCGACGCCGACCCAGCUAUUUCGGGAAGGGCUCUGAAAGACCAAUUUGAGAAGUUGAUCCUCUACCCGCUCUCGGAAAUACAACAGACCGCGUCACAAGCUUUGGCGUGCAUUGUCGUCAUAGACGCACUGGACGAAUGUGAGCGAGAGGAAGACAUCCAAGCUAUCCUUAAGCUCCUUGCUCGAACUAAGGAUAUGAAGCCGGUGUCGUUACGGAUCCUAGUGACGAGCAGGCCGGAGCUUCCUACUCGUCUUGGCUUCAAGCAAAUGUUGGACGGAACGUACCAAGACCUAGUUCUCCACAAUGUCCCAAGGACUACAAUUGAACACGACAUCACUCUCUUCUUUACGCAUGAACUUAAGAAGAUUCAAGAGCAGCGCUCACUGUCCUCAGACUGGCCUAGCAGGGAUCAAAUCCAGGCCCUGGUCGUGCUGGCUAUCCCGCUGUUCAUCUUCGCUGCUACGGCCUGUCGAUAUAUUGCAGACGGACGAGAUAAUCCCAAAAGGCGCUUAGAAGUCGUUCUUCAGUAUCAAUCGACCACCCAUGUUUCCAAGCUUGAUAGAACGUACCUCCCCAUCCUAAACCAGCUGUUUGACGACGAAGAUGAAGCAGACAAGCAAAGGCGGACUAGCGAGUUCCGAGGCAUAGUGGGGAGUAUCAUCGUUCUAGAAAGUCCUCUCUCUAUUCCCUCACUUGCGCGCCUCCUUCAGCUCUCCAAAGAGGAUAUUAGGUGCAGGCUGGACUCACUACAUUCCGUUCUCAGUGUCCCUGUCGAUAAGGAUGAGGAUGAGCCCGUAAGGCUCCUCCACCUGUCUUUUCGCGACUUCCUUGUCGAUGCUCAGAAGCAGGGGAAGAGCCCAUUUUGGGUAGAUGAGACAGAAACACACCAAAGGCUAGCCAGCAGGUGCCUUCAACUAAUGUCUGGCUCGAAGGGGCUAAGGCAAAACAUGUGCAAACUUCUAUUACCUGGAGUCCGAAAGAGCGAGAUCGAUGAAGAGACGAUUGCUAGCGGUCUACCACCUGAGUUACAAUAUGCUUGCCGUUAUUGGGUGCACCAUCUAGAGCAGAAAAAACGCAACAUCUAUAAUGGGGAUUCAGUCCAUCUAUUCCUCCAGAAGUAUUUGCUAUAUUGGUUGGAAGCUAUGAGCCUUAUUGGAGAAGUAUACAAGUGCAUCUAUAUAAUUAAUAGACUACAGGCGCUUGCAGAUCCAGAUACAAGUGCCGUCUUAAGCUUUCUUCACGAUGCAAAGCGGUUUACGUUGCGGUUCCGGUCUAUAUUAGAAGAUGCACCUCUACAGGUCUAUAUAUCAGCCCUUACUUUUGCUCCAAAGAGGAGCAUAAUACGGAAGACAUUUGCAGGCCACAUUGCGGGUUGGGUUAGUAGGAUUCCGAAGGUGGAAGAUGAUUGGGAUGCUUGCCGCAGCACGCUCGAGGGCCAUUCUGGCAGUGUCAACGCCGUAGCCUUCUCGCCGGACGGCCAGCUAGCAGCGACGGGGUCGUGCCGCAGCACGCUCGAGGGCCAUUCUGGCUUUGUCGACGCCGUAGCCUUCUCGCUGGAUGGCCAGUUUCUUCGGACAAAUAGAGGCGACAUUCCUCUCUCUUUACCUCCUAUAAGAACUUCCUCCUUUAAGAACAGGGAGUCAUCUAAUCUCUUUAUACAAGAUCAGUGGGUUACACGAAACCAGCAGCCUCUGUUAUGGCUUCCUUCUGAAUACCGACCGGUCUGUAUAGCACUGCAUAAAGAUAUAAUUUGUUUGGGGCAUUCUUCUGGCCGUAUUACUUUUCUUAAAAUCACUUGCAAGUAA